Molecule: messenger RNA, 2618 nt
Organism: Dunckerocampus dactyliophorus (ringed pipefish)
Lineage: Eukaryota; Metazoa; Chordata; Actinopteri; Syngnathiformes; Syngnathidae
Exons: 12
Coding region: 354-1754 (466 amino acids)
Cellular component (GO): nucleoplasm; nucleus
Molecular function (GO): ATP hydrolysis activity; zinc ion binding
Source: RefSeq, a predicted model, not a curated record
UUCGAGAUUUGGUGCUUCAGUGGAAGCAGCAUUAGGGACAUCUGGUGGAAGAGUGCAUCGUGAAACCAACUUCUAGAACGGACUGAAAUACGGGUCGCCAUUACUAACGCACAAAAAAACUUGCCAAUGCUUUCCUAGCGAGCCCACAUUGUUCAAUAUCGUGGUGGUUAUUACACACACAAGUUAGCGCCAAAGCAACCCGUCAAACCAACGACAGCCGUCAAUCCGUUUCGAGUCGUCAAUGAGCGCUGUGACGUGACGCGCUUCUAACGUAGGCGGUCACGUGAUAUUUCCAGAACGACAUAAGCGCCACACGCUUCGGGUUCAUUUCACCAUCAUAACGCAGCUGAGACAUGGCGAGGUUAAGUGAACACGGAAUCCGGCUGAGCUCUAUGAGCCCUUCCUUCUUGAACAGCAACUCCACAAGUCACACUUGGCCGUUCAGCGCCGUGGCGGAGUUAAUAGACAAUGCGUCAGAUCCCGGAGUGUCCGCUAAGCAAGUCUGGGUGGACGUCUCCAACGAAGGCAGCCAGUUGUGUUUAACGUUUACCGAUAACGGCAAUGGCAUGACGCACCACAAACUGCACAAGAUGCUCAGUUUUGGAUUUACCGACAAGGGCUCAGGUAAGAAUCAGGCCAUCGGCAUCUACGGCAACGGUUUCAAGUCAGGCUCCAUGCGCCUUGGAAGCGAUGCCCUCAUCUUCACCAAAAACGGAGGUUGCCAAACGGUGGGCAUGCUGUCUCAGACCUACCUGCACAACAUCAGGUCCCAGGCCGUCAUCGUCCCCAUCGUCACCUUCAGCCAACAUACUAAGUCGCUGGUGUUGACCGAGGACUCGGAGGCCAGCCUGGCGGCCAUCACGCAGCACUCCAUCGUCAGCUCCCUGGAGCAGAUCCAUGCGCAUUUCGACUCUAUUCACUCCAAAAAAGGCACCAAGAUUUUGAUCUGGAAUAUUCGCAGGGCCAGAGAUGGCAAGACCGAGCUCGACUUUGACACGGACGACAGCGACAUCCGUUUGCCAGAAAUCCGCUUUGACGAGCUGAGGAGGAGCCUGAAGAACAGCGGAUCCCUGAAAGCCGAGCAGAGCAUCCCGGAGAUGUAUUACAGUCUGAGGGCAUACCUGAGCAUAUUGUACCUGAAGCCCAGGAUACAACUCAUACUACGUGGGAAGAAGAUCCUCACCAAGCUGGUUGCAAAAAGCCUCAAAAACAUCGAACACGACGUGUAUAAACCUCACUUCAGUAAUGAUAGAGUGCAGGUGACCUUUGGGCUGAGCCCUAAAAACAAAGACCACUAUGGUAUCAUGAUGUACUACAAGAACCGUCUCAUCAAGGCCUAUGAGAAAGUGGGCUGCCAGCUAAAGACUUUGGGCCAACGGGCUGGAGUCGGGGUCGUCGGGGUCAUUGAAUGCAACUUCCUCAAACCGGCUCACAGCAAGCAGGACUUUGAGUACACGAAAGAAUACCGGCUGACUCAUGGUGCCUUAGGUCUGAAGCUCAACCAGUACUGGAAGGAGAUGGCUGAGAAGAAAGCCAGGGAGCGAGAGUUUCGAUCUCUUGGCGCUGAAGACGACGAGACGCAAGACGCACAGGAAAGUCCCAUGUGGGUCCAAUGUGAAGACUGUCUGAAGUGGAGGAGUGUUCCUGACGGGUACACUGUUGCGCCUGAGAGUUGGAAAUGCAGCCAGAACCCGAACCCACGCUACAGCGGCCAGGACAGGGUGCCAAAGCGGGACGGGUCCCAGGAAAAAUGAAAGUACAUGAUACCGACGUCACAUGGAAGGAUGCGUGCAUCACAAAAGAGUACGAUAAACAAUUGCAGGAUGCCCGAUAACGCCACGUGCAUUUCUAAUCAUCAUUGAUUGAUGUAGGGGCAGCAGUAUGUAACAAUACAAAGAGUAAGAUGGACCACCGCUGUGUUAUUGGGUUUGAUGAAUACACCUUUCAGCCGCCGCCACCGCGACAAACACAGGUUACGCUGUUCAUGUAAAGUAAACCACUGAUGAACACUUGAACACGUGACAGCAGGAAGCAAAAAGCCAUCUGCCAAUUUCACAACUGAUGACAGCACUUUUAAGUUAUAAAUUAGGUGACAUUCGUAAUAAGUAACCCAGAAAAUGUCCAUUUUCUAUGAAUUGCAUUCAUUUUGGACAAAAUGUGUGCAGUACGGGGCAGCGAGUUAGCCAAGCGGUUAGCAUGUUGGCUGCACAUUGGCUAGAAUCCUCUUCCACUCCUCCAUGAUGACAUCACUGAGGGAUAUGGAUGUUCCACAUUCCGCUGAACAAUGCCCCAGGGGUGCUUAACUGGGUGUCAGGUGUGGAGGAGGCAUACUCGGCCGCUCCCGUCAUCCUCGUCACCUUCAGCUUUCUCAGGAAGGAGGAACAUGUUGGGGAACUGCCCUCCAGAGAACAUCAUGCUCCGCUUCACAAUGUCACAGUGACGCUGAAAUUGAAAUUCCUGGUCCUUUGAAUGAACCGCAUUUCCCCAGUGCCGGCAGCACUCGUGCAGCCCCAGACCGCGACACUACCACCACCAAGACACAAUUAUCUUGGUACUCACCUGUGUUGCCCGCUGUUUGGACAACGCUUGGCUGCUCACUGGCUCAUCUUCAGUGGGUG